UCACAAUCGUCUAAUUUUAACAAUAAAACGAUUGUUAGUUGUUUAGAAUUUGUAAUACGAUAUAUAUUUAUACAUUAUUGCUGGGAUGGCGUCAUUUAAUCGUUAAGACUUGUAUGAACGUAUCAAUUUACUAUGGAAAGGACUAAUGAUAAAUAAUUUAAAAUUAAAUCAAGAAAUCUAAUUUUUUCCCGUGAGCAUUGAUCAUAAAGGAAUUCCACUAUGUCAUCGCAAAAAAAAAUUGAAUUUCUAUUUUCUUGUUCAACAGAAAAGUUCAUCGAGUUGUAUAAAACACACGAUCAAACUUCCAGAGAAAAAUUUUAUUUAAAACUUUCAACUAAAAUCGUGAAUAGUAUUAUCAAAAGUGAUGAUGUCAACAAUUUGAAACAACACCUGAAACUAAUCGACCUCAUCAAAGAUUUUGUCGAUGAAGAGACUUGGGAAAAUUUCAACAAGAUCGUGGAGAAGUCGCUGAAAAAUUUGAAUUAUAUUAUUCUCGCUUGCAAAUAUAAUCGAGAAAAAGUGCUUGAAUAUAUUUUAGAAAAUACUAAUAUUGUUACUGGUAAGAGAGAUUCAAAUAUUUAUAAAUGUUUUCAACUAGAGGAUAGAGAUGACGAAAACCACAAUGCUUUUUACUAUGCUAUUCGUGUUGGUAAUUGUAAAAUUAUUGAAGCGCUUCUUAAUUUUUCAUCAUUGCAAUGUCAAAAAAAUUUAGAUAAAGUUUACGAACUUUUUGCCCAAACAUAUGAAGAAUUUAAAUUAAAAAAUAUUGUGUUAUUGGAUGAAGUAGUUACAUUUGUUGAAAAGAAAUUGAUAGAUUUUAGAUUUUACAAUUCAGAGAAAGUAAAAAAUAUAAAAAUAUCUCAUUCUGACAUAAAAGCAAGAAUAGAAUUAUUGGUUGAAAAUAUUCAUUUACUUACAUCAGAAUAUUCAAUCACAAAUAAAUUGGAUGAAAAAUUUUUUCUCCGUGCUAGGUUUAUUGUUCAGAAUAUAAAUAUUUUAAAAAGACAAAUGAAAUCAACAUAUAGCAAAUUACCUUGGGAAGAAGUAGAGUUUUGUUUGAUUGCGUAUAUAAAUGCCGAGCAACGAUCUGAAAAAACAAAAAUUCGAAUUUUUAAUUUUUUUCUGAGUAAAAAUAAAUUAUUUUAUUAUCUUGAUAUUUUUGCGGAAAAACUUAAUAAUCAGAAGAUGAAUCUUCAUGAAAUUUCUAUUAAUAAAUUAGUAAGUCUUCCAAAAGAUAAACGAGAAGAAAAAAUUUAUGAUAUUAUUAAUGAAAAUUCGGAAUUUAAAGAAUUAUAUGAUCAUUAUCGAUUGUUGAGAGAUACAUAUUCUUUGUCAAUAAUAAUGGAAUAUUUAGAUCUAUCGUUUCUUGUGGACGCUAGUGAAAAAGAAGGUCAAUUAGUGAUAACAAGAACUUUACAAGUAAUUGGAGAAUAUAUAAAAAACACAUGGGAAUCACCGAAAAUGUCAGAAUCUACAAGUCAACUGCUAAUUUCAUCUCUACCUCCGAAUACUCGAGAAAUCAUAAUAGAUUUACGUAAUUCAUUAUCUCACAAUAAUUGUUUAUCACAAAGAUUGAAUAUAGAAAAUACUCGUUCUAAUAAUAUUUCGAAUUUCUUUACUAACAUUCAAAAUGAUACUAAGAUUAUUAAUACCGUUAUCAAAAAUAUUCUUCAUAAAACUCAAUUUCAUCAUACUGUCACAAUUUUGAAAAAUAUUGCUUCAAGUCCAAGUGCAAACGACAUAAAAAAUGUUUUAGAAACUUUCGAUUUUGAGAUUAACUCAUUUUGGUUUAAAGAUAAACUUAAAUUUACAGAAGAGAAUUCUUUAGAAAAAUUAAUCGAAAAAUUAGAAAAUAUUAUAACUAACAAGGGACCCGUCAAAAAUUUAUUUCUUCAAUUAAAACAGGAGUCUAAGAGUCUUUAUUCAUCAACAAAUGAGCUUAAUUAUGAAAUGAAAUUAUUACUAUUAAAAGAGAUGCGUAGACGUAUUAAUGAUAAUAUUGAUGAUAAUAAUACAAGAGAAAUAAAAUAUUUUGCAAACCGAGCUCUGUUAACUUUAGAACCAAAUGUUGAUUUCAAAAUGUGUCAAGAAAUUAUUGUUGCAAUAUUAUUUCAAAUAAUUGGUAGUCUGGACCGAUCAACUAUUUCAUCUGGAGACUUUGACCGUUUGACGCAAAUUAUAAAUACAAUUUUCACUCAAAUAGGAUUUGGAGUAUACAAUAUGAAGUGGCUAGAAGAAUUAAGAGAUAAUCUCUAUAAAAACAACUACUCAUCCCAUCAAAAUCACAAAAAUCAUUUAGAUGUUUCUAAAGAGAAUAAAAAUUCAUCCAAUAAAACAACAGUGAAACACGAAUACACGGUGAAAUUGUCUACUUUAAAAAGUAUAAUUGAAAGUAAUCAAUUAUAUAAGGACCUCUCUGCUUAUCAGAAAAACAAAAAACUACAAGCAGUUAUUGAAAUGCUACUGUUGGACAUAAUGUCGAUUUUAGAUAGUUCUAAAAAUAUAUUGGUUGACAAUCACUUAUUGCUUGACAAGCCAUCACCAUUAUUGAUUGGUAAAAAUUUGCGUAAUCAUUUAGCGCAUGGAAACACCUUAGUUGAUAUUUCAUUAUUUGAUUCUUCGAUUGCAAUUUUUCUAAAUGCUGCAAAACUUACUACAGAAAAUCUUAUUGAGAGCAAUAAAACAGUAGGUAGAAUGAUUGAAAGUAAUUUAACAGAAUUAAAAACUAAAUAUGAUCUUGAUUUAACAACUAUUAUUAAUCAAGAAGCGAUGUUUGAGUCAUUGGAACGUGGCGAUUUCGAUGCUUUGAAAGAUACUUUAGCCAAAGGAGCCGACAUUCAUUCAAGAAACUAUCGCUUAUUAACUGCUCUUCAUUUUGCUGUUAAAGGAUCUAAUUGUGAAACAAUAAAAUUUAUUCUUGAUCAAAAAGUAAAUGUUGAUGUUAAAGAUUUUGAUGGCCAAAGUCCGCUGCACGUAGCAGCUGAACAUGGGCGGACAGACGUUGUUAAAAUUUUUGUAGCAAAAAAAAUUUUAACUCCUGAUCUUGUCAAUAAUUAUGGAGAUACGCCAUUACACAUAGCGGCUCAGCGAGGUCACCGAGAAAUAGUUGAAAUUUUGCUACAAAAUAAUAGCAACGCUAAAAUUUUGAACUAUUCUGGUUAUAUGCCGCUCCAUUGCGCUGCAUUGAAUGGUCAUAAAGAUGUUGUUGACGUUUUGUUGAAAAAAGAAAAAGGUGUAGAUUAUAGCAAAUCAUUCGAUGGUAUGACAAUACUUCACUUAGCAGCAAAACAUGGUCAUACGGAUCUUGUUAAAUAUUUGAUUACUCUUAAAGCAAAUGUAAAUACUAAAACGGGAAGAAAUGAGGUACCUUUACAUGAGGCAUCUCUCAAUGGUCAUUUGGAAGUUGUGAAAAUUUUAAUUGCUAACAAAGCUGAUAUCAACAUUGCUAAUGUUGAUGGUCUUACACCUUUGCAUAAUGCUGUUGAAACUAAUCGUGAAGAAAUAACUGAAGUUUUACUCAAACAUGGUGCUGCAGUAAACGCUGUUUAUGAUCCUGAUAAUUAUGCAGCUAUAAAUCAUGCAGCUAAGUCUGGUCAUAUAAAUAUUCUAAAAAUUUUGUUAAAACAUAAUGCAGAUGUCAAUGUUUUUACUAACAGAAAAAUGACACCAUUGCAUUUUGCUGCUUUGCAUAGUUGCGUAGAAGUAGUGGAUUUUUUGAUAAAAAAUAAAGCUCGGCUUAAUGUUAAGGAUAUUAAUGGACUUACUCCCCUUCAUUUUGCUUGUAUAAAAGGAAAAGAUCAAAUUGUAAAAUUAUUAUUAAAUAGUGGCGCAUCACUUGAUGUUAAAGAUCAGGAACAUCAAACACCGUUACAUUUAGCAGCGAUUUAUGGUCAAAUUGAAGUUACAAAAGUUUUGAUAGAAGAAGGCGCUAAUUGUUAUGCAAAAGAUAUUAACCAUGACACUGCAUUGUCUCUAAGCUCGGUACAUGGACAUACAGAUGUGGUAAAACUUUUAAUUGAUAAGAACAUUCAAAUAGAUGCCAAAAACUCACAUGGUAUGACUUCAUUGUAUCAAGCAGCUAGUUGUGGACAUGAGAAAAUAGUUAAAAUAUUAAAAGAAGCUGGUGCCAAUAUUAAUAGUACAGACUCACAGGGAAAUUCUGUAUUACAUGUUAGUGCUUUUAGAGGUCACACCAAAGUAGUGGAAUAUUUAAUUAAUGCUAAUAUUGAAACUAAUACCACAGAUGUAAAUGGUAUGACACCGCUUCAUAUUGCAACUCAAGCAAACUGUUACGAGAUAGUAGAAAUAUUACUAAAAAAGUGUCCAUCAGUUAACAUUAAAGAUAAGCAAGGCCGUACUUCAUUAAUGAUUGCGAGCAGAUUUAAUCAUGUAAAAAUAGUUAAACUUUUGAUUAAACAUGGAGCGAAUGUAAAAGCAGGGUCUAUUGAACCAAUCGUAAUAGCAACUGUCAGUGGAAAUAAAAGUAUCGUAGAUAUACUUCUAAAUCAUGAAAAUAUCAACGUUAACGGCUUAAUACCAGACCGAACAAUUAAUUUAUUGCACUUAGCUAUUGAAUCCAAUCACAAUCACAUAGUUGAAACUUUAAUUGCUCAUAAAGCGAAUGUUAAUGCUAAAAGUCUUAAUGGGCCGCCAAUUAUUUUGGCUGCGGAAAAAGGUUACGCAGACAUAGUCGAUACUCUAUUGAAAAAUAAUGCAGACCCAGACAUUAAAGAUGAUGACAAUAGAUCAGCUAUAGAAUUUGCAGUUGCAAAAGGACAUCUUGAAGUGGUUAAAAUAUUAUUUGGAUACACAAAAAUGAAAAUCAAUAAUAAAGGAAUAGAUAAUUUCACAAUGCUGCAUAUCGCAAGUCAAGAGGGGUAUUUAGAUAUUGUGAAAUAUUUAGUUGAAAAAGGUGCGGAUGUUCAUGCUACAAAUAAGUCCGGUUCAAAACCUAUCCAUAUUGCAGCCAGAGAAGGUCACGUCAGUAUUGUAGAGUUUUUUUUUAGUAUUAAAAUGAGUAAUAAUACCUUGGGACAUCAAGGUCAAACACUUUUGCAUUAUGCAGUGGUAGCACCUAAAAAAGAAAUUGUCGAAUAUUUGAUUAACCAGAAAAUGGAUGUCAAUGUUGGUGAUGCUAAAGGAUUAACGCCAAUUUACUACGCUGUUAAGUGUGGAAAACAAGAAAUUAUUGAACUUUUGUUAAAUAAUGGAGCUGCUUUUGAUUGUUUACUUUUGAGAGUUCAUGAGGUGUUUGCUUAUCCACCUAUACUUAAAAUGUUGAAUGCUAUUAAUACUUUAUUUGAUGCAUCGAUUUACAACCAUCCCGAUAAAUGUAAAGAGUUAAUCAGUCAAGGAGUAAUAGUUAAUGUGAUAAAUAAAGAAUAUUUUAGUCCAUUGCACUAUGCAUCUCGGAAUGGUUAUUCAGAAAUAGUUAAUACCUUGUUGAAGAACAACGCAAAUGCCAACAUUGCUAGUGCAAAGGGAAGUACUCCGCUUCACUUUGCUGCUAAAUUUGAACAGCUUGAAAUAGUGAAAAUAUUAUUAUCCAAUGGCGCUAUUUUUGAUGCUAGAACUAAGAAAAAUAAUAGACCAGUAGAUCUUAUCAAGAAUCAGGAUAUUGUAAAAGUUUUUAAAUUAAUCGAAAAAUUAUUUAUGCUAGUGGAAACUCAUGACACUAGUUUGGUUAAAGAAUUAAGAAAAAUUGAAACUUCCGAUCUCAAAAUGAUAAUGAAUGCUCGCAAUAAACAAAAUGAAACCUUGAUAGUCGCUGCAACAAACAGAAAUUUUCCUCAAAUAAUAGAUCUAAAAUUUGGAUUUCAAAAAAAUGAUUUUUCACGGAAAAUUUUGAAAGCUAAUAAAUUAUCUGAACAAGGAAAGCAUUCAGAAGCUUUGAUUAUUUUUGAAGAAAUAUUUGAUACACAAAAAACAAUUUUAGGAUCAGAUAAUCCUGGGACUUUGGAUAUUCAACUGCUAAUGGCUCAAUCACAUUGUUCUCAGAAUAACUAUGAAAAAGCAUUAAUAGUUUAUCAAGAAGUUUACAAUAAACAGAUUAAAAUUUUAGGAUUUAAUAAUAAGGAUAUAUUAAAAACACGAAGUAUGAUGGGAUUAGUUUUAUAUAGACUUGGUAGAAAUGAAGAAGCUAUUAAAAUUUAUGAAGAUACAUUGAAAAAGCAAAAAGCAAUACUAGAUCCGGAUGACGAUAACUUACUUUACACUCAAUCUCAUAUAGCUUUAGUGUUAAUGGGCUUAACGAGAUUUGAUGAAGCUUUGAAAAUGAACUAUGAAGUUUUGGAAAAAUACAAAACUAAGUUUGGUAGCAAUGAUCCUACCGUGUUAAGGGCCCUGAAUAAUAUUGCGAUGGUAUUAACUCACCAGGGAAAAUAUGAACAAGCUUUGAAAAUUUAUCAAGAUGUUUAUGAAUCUAGAAAAAAAAUUUUAAGACCGAAUCAUUCCGAUACUUUGAGAGCUUUAUUUAAUAAAGUUGAAGUUUUUGGUUUGCAAAAAAAUUAUGAGCAGGCGGUCACUUUAUGUGAAAAAAUACUAAAAAUUCAAAACAAAGUAUUAGGGCCUGACCACUUAGACACUUUGAAUAGUCAAUGUAAAUUAGGACAUUUAUUUUUUGAUCAACAUAAAUUUAUCGAUGCUUUGAAGAUUUAUGAAAAUGUUUAUGGAUGCAUGAAAAAAGUUUUAGGAUCAAAUCAUCCUAAUGUUUUUGAUGUGUCUAAAAGAAUUCAAAUAAUAACUUUAGUUUUAAAGUCUGGCGGUGACUUGAAUUUAUUGAGAAGUAUUCAGAAGAAUAAAGCUUUCUAAAUCAGCUAAUGACAAACGUUUGAUAAAAAAUUUAUUACAAAACAGCAUGGAUAUAAUAUCAACGAAUUUCAAGUGAAUUGGAGGCAGUUAUAAAUUAAUACUUUUUUAAUAAGAGAUAAAUAUUCUUUUUAUUCAUUAUACUUACUCAGGUUUUAAAUAAUAUAAGGUUUCUUUUAUUCAUAUGUUCUAUGUUUAUUAUUUUUUUAUGUAUCA
Cotesia glomerata is the source of this 7023-nucleotide messenger RNA. RefSeq lists its product as uncharacterized. NCBI's taxonomy places the organism in Eukaryota, Metazoa, Arthropoda, Insecta, Hymenoptera, Braconidae. The record is from RefSeq and is a predicted model, not a curated record. Gene Ontology annotation, cellular component: nucleus; cytoplasm. Bases 220 to 6810 code for a protein of 2196 amino acids. The transcript is spliced from 3 exons. Gene Ontology annotation, molecular function: protein binding.